AUGCCCAUUCUCCCUUGCAGGUUGGCCAAGGAGCCUGGGUGUGACAGGAUGGAUGCUUCUCCUGAGCCCCAACAGAAGGGUGGGACACUGGUGCUGGUCCGACGGCAGCCCCCUGUGUCCCAGGGCUUGCUGGAAACCCUGAAGGCCAGGAUGAAGCAGAGCUGCACCUGCAGUACGCCGUGCGUUCAGGCUCUGGUGCAGAAUCUGUUUCCUGUCACACACUGGCUGCCUCAGUACCGCCCUAAAGAGUACCUGGCGGGUGACGUGAUGUCUGGUUUGGUCAUCGGCAUUAUCCUGGUGCCACAGGCCAUAGCCUACUCCCUGCUGGCUGGGCUGCAGCCCAUCUAUAGCCUCUAUACUUCCUUCUUCGCCAACCUUAUCUACUUCCUCAUGGGCACCUCACGCCAUGUUAACGUGGGCAUCUUCAGUCUUCUGUGCCUCAUGGUAGGUCAGGUGGUGGACCGAGAACUCCAGCUGGCGGGUUUCGACCCCUCCCAGGAUUCUCUGGGGCCUAGGGACAAUGGCAGCACCCUCAACAGCUCAACUGCAACUCCGGUGUUUGAGCUACAGGACUGCGGACGGGACUGCCAUGCCAUCCGAAUCGCCACUGCCCUCACUCUGGUGACUGGGCUUUAUCAGGUCCUCAUGGGCGUCCUCCGGCUGGGCUUUGUGUCAACCUACCUCUCACAACCACUGCUUGACGGUUUUGCUAUGGGAGCCUCCGUGACCAUCCUGACUUCUCAGGCUAAACACCUCCUGGGUGUGCGGAUCCCUCGGCACCAGGGCCCAGGCAUGGUAAUCCACACGUGGCUGAGCUUGCUGCACAGUGUGGGACAGGCCAAUAUCUGCGACGUGAUCACCAGUGCCGUGUGCCUAGGAGUGCUGGUAGCAGCUAAGGAGCUCUCAGACCGCUACCGACGCUACCUGAAGGUGCCAGUACCCACAGAGCUCUUGGUCAUUGUGGUGGCCACACUCGUAUCCCACUUCGGACAGCUCCAUACUCGGUUUGGCUCAAGUGUAGCUGGCAGCAUUCCCACGGGUUUUGUGGCCCCGCAGGUACCGGACCCUAAGAUAAUGUGGCACGUGGCCCUGGACGCUGCGUCCCUAGCACUCGUGGGCUCAGCCUUCUCCAUCUCGUUGGCAGAGAUGUUUGCUCGCAGCCAUGGCUACUCCGCCCGCGCCAACCAAGAGCUCCUCGCCGUGGGCUGCUGCAACGUGCUCCCCGCCUUCUUCCACUGUUUCGCCACGAGUGCGGCUCUGUCCAAAACCCUGGUGAAGACAGCCAUUGGCUGCCAGACACAGCUGUCCAGCGUGGUCAGCGCCGCCGUGGUGCUGCUGGUGCUGCUGGUGCUGGCUCCGUUGUUUCACGAUUUGCAACGGUGCGUGCUGGCUUGCAUCAUUGUCGUCAGCCUGCGUGGGGCACUGCGCAAGGUGAAGGACCUCCCACAGCUAUGGCGGCUAAGCCCUGCCGACGCGCUGGUCUGGGUGGCUACUGCAGCCACCUGCGUGCUAGUCAGCACUGAAGCUGGGCUGCUAGCUGGGGUGUUCUUCUCGCUGCUCAGCUUGGCAGGCCGCACACAGCGUCCACGGGCUGCCCUUCUUGCCCGAAUUGGAGACUCAACCUUCUAUGAAGACGCUACUGAGUUUGAGGGCCUCCUGCCCCCACCUGAGGUGCGAGUGUUCCGUUUCACAGGCCCACUCUACUACGCCAACAAGGACUUCUUCCUGCGGUCACUCUACAGCCUCACGGGACUGGAUGCGGGGCGUUCAGCCACCAGGAAGGAGAAGGGCCCCGAGGUAGGUGUUGAUGGCCAGGAUAUGGGUUCAGUGAGCAGUGGGGCUGGGCUGGUGAUACCCCUGGCAUUUGGUUUCCACACAGUGGUCAUUGACUGUGCACCGCUGCUGUUCCUGGACGUGGCUGGCAUGGCCACACUGAAGGACCUGCAGAGAAACUACAGGGCCCUGGACAUCACCCUGCUCCUGGCUUGCUGCAGUCCCUCAGUGAGAGACACACUGAGGAGAGGGGGCUUCCUUGGGGAAGACCAGGGAGCUGAGGAUGAGCUGCUGUUUCCCAGUGUACACAGUGCUGUGGAGGCUGCACGAGCCCGCCGUGAGGAGCUGGUGGCUUCUGACUCCGCCUUCUAGCAGGACCAAGACCCAUGCACACAAGCCAGCACUGAGCUCCUUUGCAGGAGUGAUAUGAAGGAUGGAGUCAUUAUUAGAGAGAUAUACCCUUCGACCAUCUCUGCCAGGGAACAUCUAGCCAAGGAGUCCAAACAUUCAGUGAUUGACACCCCUCUACCUCUGAGACCACUGCUGCCUCCUGGUGCCUAUUCAACCCUGGGGACGCGCGCGCGCGCGCGCGCGCACACACACACGAUCCCUCAGCCAAGGCAGUGCCCAGUUGGAUAUUCUGUGCUACCCUCUUAUCUGAAACAGAGUCCUGCUAAUUGGGUGGCCCUCCAAGAUGACAAAAGGACACUUUCCCUCCCCCCACCCCGCACUACCAGGUAUCAGGUAUGAACUGAACGUAUCAGCCAAGGGGCGAGGGUCUGAAUUUCCAAAAGGCCUUCUCAAGCCCGGUGCUCAUCUUGGUUGGGCCCUUGCAAAGGCAGUCACCUGCCCCAGAGCAGAUGGUCCAGUGUCACCGUCUAUGGUGAUAUGACUGAUAUAACCCCAAGCUGACCUUCAGGCACUAUGUCCCUACACAGCUUAUACUGGUGACCACAAUGUGACACAGGCAUGGUGUAAAGCCAGGCACAGUAGAUACCGACCCCAUUCUGUACUCUAAGAAACCCUCAAAAGGAAACCACCUGUGCCCCAUCCAGGGGCAUAGCCAAGCCGACCUUCCCCUCCUCUUCCGCCCAAUAGGAUGCUUCUAAUAGGAAGCAAAGUCCCAGCCCUGUGCCCUGCCUCGAUGCUCCUUAACCCCACAGCCCAGCGCUGUACUCCACAGCUGGCCCGACAGGGUCGGAUCCACCGACUCGGCAUCUCUGUAAGACAGGCUCAGACCAGCAGCAGCUCCCAGGGCACCCACCUCAGCAUCACCCACCUGGCUGUAAUGAGAUCCAGCAGCCAGUGUAUCCGGACCUGUUCGAUGCCACUGUGAGGGACGGCACCUAUGUAGGCAAGGUUCAGUUGCUGGUCCCAACUAAGGUCGUACUGGUAAGCCUGGUCAUGAGGCAGUGGGGGGCUGGGGACAGGACAAAGAAGUGCCGUGUUUAUCCUAUGCAGGGGCCUGCGUCAGACCAGGUUCUACACAGUUAGCCCGUGACUUCCAGGCCCUCGCAGAGGGUUAGUUAGUGUGUCUCUCCACAUUCUAUGAUGAAGUAGCCCUUUCACCAGGGAUGUUCUACAGCCUUGUCUUUGGAGGGUGGGCUUCAGCGGGACACAGUACUAUACUCUAAUAGGAUUCCUGCCUGCCAUAGAAGAGGAUCUGCACAUUCCUAGAGAGACUUGGAGGUAUUCAGAAACCAAGUCUGGUCCAACACUCGAGAUCAGGUCUUGGUACUUUGGGGGAGAGUCCUAGGUUCUGCCGAAGCACCAAUCAUGAUCCUAUAGCCUGGGUACCGUGCUCUUGAUCCCUGGGAGCCAUUCCAGGAAAGUAGAAAGCCCGUGCCACACCCUGAAGGAAGGAGUUUGGUCUUCACUCCUGAAGAGUCCAGGAAUGAUGGGCAGAGAGCCCAAAGGUGUGAUGAGAGGAACCCAGGGGACAAGCAAGAGGCUCUCCUGGACUUGGCAAGAGCGUGUGGUGGGCCUCACCAGAAGCCGGUGCUCCUCCAAAAGGGCAGCAGAGGCCUCAGAGGGCGGGCUGCAUCCACACGCACCAGGUAUGGGGUCUCAGUCAGAGCCAAGGCCUCCGCCAAGAACGCAGCUAGAAACGCCAGCGUAGCGGAGAGGAGAUGCGGGGGACGCAUGGCUGAGGUGUCCCGGCGCUCCCGAUCUGCAAAUCUUUGGGUCCCGGUAGCAGCGGUUCCGCCUCCGGGUAGCGCCCCACGUGAUCGCUCGCCGCCAGGCCCGGGAAGGACAGACCCCAGCACGCGCCGCCUCUUCCCCUAGCGAGUUCCGCCCAAGCCGCCGCGUCUCAGACGCUCCAAACGCCGAACCAACACUGGCAGUGCUUGGAAAAACCCUGGCCUUGAGCGUCUCCGUGAGGCCAUUAUUCUUGGCGAUGUCCGGAAAGGUCUCUCUGGAGGCCGAUCGGAGGUCUGAAAAGCAAAUCAGACACAACUUGUGAGUCUCGUGAGGAGUGGAGGAAAAGAGCUGUACCAGAAGAUGGCGCUGCGAGACUGCUCCAAGGAUUGGGUUUGAGGAGAAAGUCCAGCGCUUGAGCAGAGUGGAUCUAUGCCUUUUCCUGAAAUGGUGCUGCUGUAAGACAGGCGUGGUCGGAGACGCUUCUAGUGACAGCCAACGGUCAAUCCUGGAUGUCUGUGAAAGGCGGGGCUGAUAGUGCAAGUCUUUAAGAUUUGAAUUGUAGCCCGGCGGUGGUGGCGCACGCCUUUAAUCCCAGCACUCGGGAGGCAGAGGCAGGUGGAUCUCUGUGAGUUCCAGGACAGCCUGGUCUACAAGAGCUAGUUCCAGGACAGCCUCCAAAACAAUACAGAGAAACCCUGUCUCGAAAAGCCAAAAAAAAAAAAAAAAAUAGUGAUAGCAUAGCAUCAAUGUUGGUCACUCACAACACCAAACAGAAGUGAUUGGGAUAGCCUGAACCACAUAGCAAGAUGCACUAAAAGAUCCAAAAGACAAGUGGGGGUAAACAUCACCCCGAGCAUUCUAGAAACAACGCAAAGACAGGAAAUACCCCAGAGAAAACUGCUAAAAGGUUGAGUGGAGCAUUUUAAGUAACCUAAACUGUUGAAGUAACACUAAAGAGUCCAGGCUGGAACUAAAGAGGGAGCCAGCAGUGGGGGGGAGAUUGUUUCAGACUAACCUUCCUUAGAACAACCAGUGAGGGCAGGAUCCUUGGGGAUCACAGCUUAGGAAAUAGUUUCAAUCAUGGAAGUAGUGGCCAAGAAGCUGUGAAAUUGGGACAGUCUUACGGUGGUUGUGGGACAGAAGCUGAGGGUCAGGCUCAGCACAUUAUAGGACUAAACUCUGAAAGUGAAGGUGAUACAGAAACUGCAUUGUCCUCCAGGAACUGAAGUUCAAAUCUCCCCAUGUCCCUGAGUGAGUGGAGGUUAGUAUACUCCACCUGACAGAAGAGGACAUAUUCCCGCCACUCUAGGAAGCUCAAGCUAAUGAACGCUAAUGAAUCAACAGUGUGUGAUUAACUGGUGCUGGAAUGGAUCCUGGGUCAGGAAAAGAUGAUUAAGCUCACAGAAAAUGUACUGUAUGUUGCUCAAUAAAAUUCUGUCACUCGCA
This is a messenger RNA of Mesocricetus auratus (golden hamster), 5361 nucleotides long. It is a transcript of the gene Slc26a1, whose product is annotated as solute carrier family 26 member 1. Bases 1 to 2145 code for a protein of 714 amino acids. Gene Ontology annotation, cellular component: membrane. The record is from RefSeq and is a predicted model, not a curated record. Gene Ontology annotation, molecular function: secondary active sulfate transmembrane transporter activity; oxalate transmembrane transporter activity; chloride transmembrane transporter activity. The transcript is spliced from 2 exons. Gene Ontology annotation, biological process: transmembrane transport. NCBI's taxonomy places the organism in Eukaryota, Metazoa, Chordata, Mammalia, Rodentia, Cricetidae.